This is a messenger RNA of Lutra lutra (Eurasian river otter), 912 nucleotides long. Its product is annotated as olfactory receptor 2H2-like. NCBI's taxonomy places the organism in Eukaryota, Metazoa, Chordata, Mammalia, Carnivora, Mustelidae. Gene Ontology annotation, molecular function: G protein-coupled receptor activity; olfactory receptor activity. The transcript has a single exon. The record is from RefSeq and is a predicted model, not a curated record. Gene Ontology annotation, cellular component: membrane. Gene Ontology annotation, biological process: G protein-coupled receptor signaling pathway.
UUCAUCCUCUUGGGCUUCUCAGAUAAUCCCAGGCUAGAAAUGACCCUAUUGGUAGCUGUGUCUGUCUUUUACACAGUAACCCUCAUGGGCAACACCACCAUCAUACUCCUGUCUCACCUAGACCCUCACCUGCACACCCCCAUGUACUUCUUACUCACCCACCUCUCCAUCCUGGACCUCUGCUUUACCACCAGCUGCAUCCCCCAGAUGCUGGUCAAUUUCUGGGGCUCGGACAAGACCAUCAGCUACCUGGGAUGUGCAGUCCAGCUUUACAUCUUCCUGGGACUUGGAGCUGCAGAGUGUGUCCUGCUGCUGGUCAUGGCCCUUGAUCGCUCUGUGGCAGUAUGUCAACCCCUGCACUAUGCAGUAAUCAUGAGCCCAAGCCUGUGUCACAAGCUGGCAUUCCUGGUCUGGGCAAGUGGAAUUUUUGGCACCUUGGUACAGUCUCCCACCACCAUGAAACUCCCCUUUUGCCACCACCACCAGGUUGAUGACUUUGUCUGUGAGGUCCCUGCACUGAUCUGUCUGGCCUGCAGAGACACGCAUGUCAAUGAGCUCCAGAUUUCAGUGAUUGGUGCCAUCUUCUUGAUGGGGCCUCUUCUGCUCAUCCUUGUCUCCUAUGGCCACAUCGCCCAGGCGGUGCUGACCAUCCAGUCCCAGCAGGGCAGAACCAAGGCCUUCCGCACCUGCUCUUCCCACCUGGCCAUUGUCUUUCUUUUCUACUGCAGUGUCACUGCUGUCUACAUCUGACCCCAGAGUCACUUUUCCCAGAAGGGAGACAAGUUCCUAACUCUUUUCUACACUGUGGUGACUCCCACUCUCAACCCCCUCAUCUACACUUUGAGGAACAAGGACAUAAAGGGAGCUUUCAAGAGGCUCUUAUGGAAAGAUAGAAUGGCCAGUGAAGAGUGA